AUGCGGGGAGCGGGCAAAGGCGCAGGUCCCUUUCUGUCCUGCCCCCUCUUCUUCCUCUUGUCCAAGAAAAAUAAAAAUGAAAGAGGAAAGCAAGGUCCAUGGAGAAGGCGGCAACACCCCAUCGAGGUUCAACCCCAGAUCCAGACUGAGAAGAAGAAGGGGACACGAACCUCGACGGCAUCGAUGUAUUCGAAGACAACGGCGAGGUGGACGUACGCGGCCACCAGGCUUGGGCAGAGACGAAGACGGAGGGUGCGCGGUGACACUCGACGUGCGGGCGUGGUUCCGUCCCGUCCGCGCGACAGCAGGCAAGCAGGCGCGGCGGCGUGCCACUCCUCCUCGGUUGCCGCGGCAUCUGGCGCGACAUCAGGCGUGACUCCCUCACCGGCGGCGGCAGCGUCGUAG
Molecule: messenger RNA, 405 nt
Organism: Miscanthus lutarioriparius
Lineage: Eukaryota; Viridiplantae; Streptophyta; Magnoliopsida; Poales; Poaceae
Source: the annotation of a GenBank genome assembly